Messenger RNA from Neoarius graeffei (lesser salmon catfish), 1758 nucleotides. RefSeq names its product wingless-type MMTV integration site family, member 2Ba (gene wnt2ba). The transcript is spliced from 5 exons. Gene Ontology annotation, cellular component: extracellular region. Gene Ontology annotation, biological process: multicellular organism development; neuron differentiation; cell fate commitment. The record is from RefSeq and is a predicted model, not a curated record. Bases 46 to 1161 code for a protein of 371 amino acids. Lineage: Eukaryota; Metazoa; Chordata; Actinopteri; Siluriformes; Ariidae. Gene Ontology annotation, molecular function: frizzled binding; cytokine activity.
GCAGUGUUUUGCCAAGAGACAGAGGGAAACUGCUUGUUUUCUAAGAUGCUGGAGCUGAGUAAAGUCGGCAGGUCGGGCAGUAGCGGACCUGAGAGAGCGCAGGGGAUCUGCCUGCCCUUCAUCCUCCUGCUGCUCAUGUUCACUCCGAGCGUGGACUCGUCCUGGUGGUACAUUGGUGCACUUGGCGCACGGGUCAUAUGUGACAACAUUCCUGGCCUCGUUAACAAGCAGCGGCAGUUGUGCCAGAGACACCCAGACUUAAUGCAGACAAUUGGUGAGGGAGCCAAGGAAUGGAUUCACGAGUGUCAACACCAGUUCCAGCACCAUCGCUGGAACUGUAGCACACUGGAACGUGACCACACCGUCUUUGGUCGAGUCAUGCUCCGAAGUAGCCGUGAGGCAGCAUUUGUGUAUGCAAUCUCCUCUGCUGGAGUGGUGUAUGCAAUCACUCAAGCCUGCAGCCAGGGGGAGCUCAAGAGCUGCAGCUGUAACACCCACAAAAGAGGAAGAGAGCGUGAUGAGAUGGGUGACUUUGACUGGGGAGGCUGUAGCGACAAUGUGAAUUAUGGUAUCAGGUUCGCCAAAGCCUUUGUGGAUGCCAGGGAAAGAAUGGUAAAAGAUGCCCGAGCACUGAUGAACCUGCACAACAACCGCUGUGGCAGAAUGGCAGUGAAGCGCUUCAUGAAACUGGAAUGCAAGUGCCAUGGCGUCAGUGGCUCAUGCGCUCUGCGGACAUGUUGGCUUGCUAUGUCUGAUUUCCGGCGCACAGGAGACUACUUGAGGAAGAAGUACAAUAUGGCGGUGGAGGUCACAAUGAACCAGGAUGGCACAGGGUUUAUGGCUGCAGACAGGAACUUCAAAGGUACAACCAAAAACGAACUAGUGUACGUGGAAAACUCUCCAGACUAUUGCCUCAUGGACCGAACAGCAGGUUCUCUGGGUACAGCAGGGAGGGUGUGUAAUAAAUCUUCCAAGGGCAUGGACGGCUGUGAAGUUAUGUGCUGUGGCCGUGGAUAUGACACCACACGGGUCAAACGAGUCACCAAGUGCGAAUGCAGAUUCAAGUGGUGUUGCUCAGUGGAGUGCCAAGACUGCGAAGACACUGUGGAUGUUCAUACUUGCAAACCACACAAGCGCCCAGAUUGGCUAGAUCUUACAUGACGCCUGUGUGUGUGUGGCCAAUUAUUUUAAAAAUGUUCUCUUCUCAGGGCUCCCAAGUGGACCAAAGAAUCAGAUGAUGCAUGGUCCUGACUUACUGGUCUCUGUCUGCAGAUUGUUAAUCCUUGUUGGACUUCCAUUGCAAACUGUAAAACUGUUCUUCAUUCUGGAACAUUGCAAGUCUUUGGACAUCACAGGAAUUUUUUUUUUUUGCCAUUGUUGUCAUGGUUUAAUGACCUCAGAUAAGAGCAUAGAAAUUGCUGCACACUUCUUUAAAAUGUACAGACAAAACAAUUUUGACAACUUGUUUGUCAAGAGCUUUGAGUAUUUGUUGUGGAGAAACUGAGCACUACACCCUGGACGCAGUGCAUCAUGAAUAUUAUCAGCAACAACUUCCUGAAAACAGGAUAGAACUUACUCCACUUGCAACUGACUGGAAGCAUACUGUACUGUAUGAUUUGUACAAUAAUAAUAAUAAUAAUAAACAAAUCUGCAGAAGGAGGUCAUACUGGUUAUGUACAUGAGAGGAUGCAGCAUUUAACAUGACACAAUGCUAUAGUUAUGUUUCUUCAAAAUUCUUUCCUUUUUAAUAUAUUUGAC